Molecule: messenger RNA, 3426 nt
Organism: Chara braunii
Lineage: Eukaryota; Viridiplantae; Streptophyta; Charophyceae; Charales; Characeae
Source: the annotation of a GenBank genome assembly
CGAAACUGAAUUCUGCAUGCUUUCUCCGGAAGAAUUUCACAGCAAAACAAACGCCACCCGCGUCACUGGCUGCCUUCCUGUCGUCGACAGUUCUUUUCGGAUGAGCAAACCUUUGGUCAAAUUCAACAGUCCGAUGGACCUGCUGCCAGGUGUGGUUAAGCGGUACAGUGAAGACUUCUCGAAGCUGCCGCCAGACCAGCAAGCGGACUGUGUUUUUUUGCCCUUCGAGGCGGGUUCCAAGAGCAGGCGACAAACGCCGUCCGCAACGACAGGGAAGACAAAGCAGUUGUCGGGUGGGCCGUCGGGCGUGAAUCUUCCCUCGCCCUCCAUGAGGGGAGGUCGUGAUUUGGCUCAAGGUUCAAGCAAGGCAACGGAGUUUGAUGACAGGCUUCUGCACCAGCGCAAUGUUGGCCGUGAAAAUUUCCAGGGCAGUGCAGUUGCCCUGGACGAGGACAACGACGAGGACGAGGAAGGAGGAAGUGCCGGCCCGCAUGACGACGGCGGUAAUGAAGCAGAUGUGGAAGGUGGGGAUGACAACAUGCAGGACCGGGGCGCGCUUGCUGAUGAGGACGCCGACACGCCAAUGCAUGAUCAUGACAUCUCCCCCGCCGGCGCUGUGGGAGCCGCACGUGGUCAGCCCUCGACAUCCCGUGGGAUUUUGCUAUCGCAAAGAAGGAGUAAGGGUGGGCACGACUCACAUGCAAUGCAAGGACCGAAGGCGAAGAAAAGGACAAAGGAGACUUCUCCGUCUGCUUCUACUCACAAGAGGCAAACCAGGAUUGACAUUGUUAAUGAGGCUCGUGGAGCUUUGACAGCGUCCCAGGAGGCGUGGCCUCCUCGGAAAAACAGCCAAGGGGGGCGAUCUGGGGGUCAAGGCGGUGGCCGUGGGGGCGGUGGCCGUGGCGGGGCGCGGAAAGGCUCCCAGAGGGUGAGACCACAGGAGCUGCGGGACUCGGGAGAUGAGGGCGAGGGAGUGGAUCCUCGCAUGCCCGAAGAUGCUGAUGAGCCGGUUCAGCGCGUCGCGCCCAUCGACACUACGCGUUGUUUCUUCCUCGAGUACGACGACCAAGGCUUUGCUACGCAAGACGUCUAUGCUCUUCGCGUGGACGUCAUGAGAAUCAAACGCAUUCCCCGCGGAAGGAUUCUUUUCAACCACCGCUUGUUGUCUGAAAACAUUAUGCGAGGCAUCGAGAAUGUCAUCGAAAGCUCCAUCAGCACGGACCCGGGGGCGUGGGAUAGGCCCGAGCUCGUGCUUGCGCCAGUUGACCGCAAUAACAUUGUCGACGGCCAGGGAAGACGGAUCACGCCGACCGAAUUCUUGGAAAGGGACCCGACAGAGUUCAACUGGUAUGGUGUCUGUGGUCAGCAUACCAUUGAGGUCAUGAAGAGAUUGGUCAGAAAGGACUCCCCGACAGUUAAAGUUUAUGGCCUCAACGCGUACUCUAAGGUGCGGGUCGUCUAUUUCGGAGAUGAUCAAACACGAGGGUAUUUCAAUGUCUCCUGCUUCGACAACACAUGCGAAAAUCGCUCCAUGAUGUUGUCAUUCCAGGACGCUGUCCGUGACAUCAGGCAAUGGUGGAUAGACAACAAUAGAAUCGAGGCCCCCAAAGCCAAGGUCAGCGAGAAGGAUGAGGUGGCCGUUGCACAUCAGAAGACGUGGCAAAACUUCUUGAGGGCCUGCAUGGGGAAGACAUGCGACAAGGCGUUUGUAAAGCAAGCUUUCGAGAACGCGUACAGUAAGGAUUGGGGUAAUAAACUUCGGGGCUACAUGAACCUUGCCACAUUUAGUGUCGCAGUGUGGCCGCUGGUCGAGAAGUUCUUCGAGAUGUUCAACGAAGGAAAGCUGUCAGUUGGCGAUGGCAAAAUCCCGCUUGACAUGCCCGGGAGGAUGGAAGGCCGCCUGCCAGGCCCGUACACCGACGAGACCAAGGGACAAAGAACAUUGUACCAUUACAUAUAUGCAACAGAUGGUCCCAAAGGCUCCACCGUGUCGUGGAAGGAUCUUUGUCCUUCCUACUUCAAAAAUUUUGGGGAUUUGACAUGUCGUGAGAGGGAAGUUGCGUUGCUCCUGCUCAUGAAGGGGAAGGUGGUCGCAACGAACGUCAAGGUCUUGCCUCCAAGAGUGAACACAGAGUGUCUCCUCGACGUCAUGCGAAAGGAGCGGUACAUGGUGCGUAUGUUCAAUUAUCUUCUGUUCCGCGCGGAGGGAAGGGCGGCCGACGAAUGGAACGACGCGUUCUUCAUGUCGUACAAGGACCUUGAAGACAGGUAUAGGCCAAACAGUCUGUGCGCUGCUGAAUGGGAGAAGGAACGGGACAAGUUACAUGUCAAUAAGGUAAAGAUGGUCCCUCGACGACUUGGAGGAGUGGAGGAGGCAAGGCAAGGUCCGGGCUUGGGGCCUACGGCGGCAAUGUAUAAAGAGGCUCCGUUUCACCUUAAGGUCUUCAUAUACACUGCAAUCGAUAAGCUCGAUUUGCUUCGCGCCGAGGGACAUGUUCCACAAGUUGGGACGCAAAAGACUGAAGGUGUGGGAAUACCUGUUCCGCAAGGACGGCUUGACGGGAAUUACAUCUACAGGAAAGCAAAGGUGAGAGAGACCCUGAAACAUUAUCACGGUGCUCUUACUGGCGCCUUUGAGACUUUUGUUGCUCGAUGCGAGAUCCUGAAGUUCGAUCUUCAUAAAGACCAGCUGACGUCCAAGGACUACACUGACCUCGCGAAAUCGGGUGAUGGCUUUAACCCCGUCGACAGCGAGGAAGACUCUUCGGAGUCCGACUUCGAAUUGGGCGAGGAUAAGGGUGGUGAAGGUCCGGGCGGUGGCAUGGUGCGGUCACACGAUGAAGGGACCGUUCGCUCGUAUGAAAGACCCAUACCGGUGGCCGUCCACAGUGUUGGCUCGAUGGUGGCCCCCAUGGAGGGCACCGGUUUGCCAAACAUGGGAAUAUGUGGUCCCAAUGAUGAAGAUGACAUUGAUAUGCCAGGCGAGGCGUCGAAGCUCGCACCAGGCGAUCCAAUUCCUCUCGGCUAUUGUGCUGAUCCGACCACAAUUUAUUUCUUGGGGGGCAAACACGCCCGCACUGGUGAGGACAAGUGGGGCCAUGACAUCGUGUGGCAUGAGGGCAUUUUUUAGCCUUGCAUCCAAGAUGGGGAGUGAAAGAUGGCGGUCAAAUACACACGCGAAUGGCAGACGUUUCGCCGGAUGUCAAAGGACACUUGGCUGAAAACGACGAAACUCGCGAUUAUGUACCGCGUGCAAAAGGGGAAUCCGGGGCAGAGCGAGGGUGCUAUCAAAGACAAGGCCAAAGAAUUGUUUUCUGUAUUGCGAGACAAUCAGCAGUUGGAGUACAGUUGGAAAUUUUACUCCCUGCGAACGAGUCCCUCAUAUGGGUCAAUCGACUGGAAGGUCAAUCAAACUAUCGGAACCAU